Molecule: messenger RNA, 1689 nt
Organism: Lodderomyces jiufengensis
Lineage: Eukaryota; Fungi; Ascomycota; Pichiomycetes; Serinales; Debaryomycetaceae
Product: Ty1/Copia family ribonuclease HI
Exons: 1
Coding region: 1-1689 (562 amino acids)
Source: RefSeq, a predicted model, not a curated record
AUGCAGGACGAAAUAAACAAACUAAUCAAAUAUAAGGUGUUCCUGAUCAUAGAUAAACCACCAAAUACAAAAAUUAUCACAACGAGAUUUGUGAAUACAUAUAAACCUUACGACAUUAAAGGCAAAUUCUUUAAACUGCGUCUUGUCGUUCAAGGUCACAAGAUGACAGCUUUCGAAGAUUAUGAUCCUCGAAACAUUUAUAGCCCAGUUAUAGAUUUAAGUUCUUUAAGAACAUUAUUACUAAUAGCUGCAAAAUUAAAUCUCAAGUGUCAUAUGUUGGACGUGGAGCUGGCUUAUUUAAAUUCAGAUAUUGACAAACCAGUUUUAGUUUAUCCACCUAAAGAACUAAAAAUAGAAAAGAACAAAGUAUGGAUGCUUCACAAACUGUUAUAUGGGCUACCUACCUCAUCAAGAAACUGGUAUAAUGAGUUGAAACUGAUUCUUACAAAUAUUGGUUUAGUUCAGAAUGAGAUAGAUGCUGGUAUUUUUCAAAUCAUUAAUGCACACGAAACCCUAAUAAUUGGGGUUUACGUUGAUGACUUGAUUUUGUUGUCAAAGGACGAGAAAACUUUAAAAUGGUUUAGAGAGGAGUUAGAAAAGAAAUUGGAAAUAAAAUAUUUCGAGGAGAUUACAACUUACCUAGGACUAACUAUUACUAAUGAUGAAAAGGAAAUAAGGAUAAAUCAGAAUGCUAUGGUACGAGAAUUAUUAAAGAGAGAAAAUAUCAGUGAAAAUAAUAUAUCUAAUUUACCAUCAUUUGUUAGAGAAGAAGACGAAGAUGAAAUCAUCAGUGAGGAAAAUAGACUAGUACUAAGGAUACAAAAUCUUAAGGAUCAAAUAAAUGACAACAAACAAUUUUCAUUUGGAAACUCAAAGAUUACGGAUACUGAAAUCAAGGACCUCAAAAUAGAUAAAGAAAAAAUAGAUGAAAUUAUACAAAAACUAAAUGACAAUAAAUUAUCAAAAGAAGACACCACCAGGUAUCAGUCAAUUGUCGGGCUGAUGUUAUGGAUCAGUCGAAAUUCUAGGCCAGAUAUACUGUUCAGUACAAAUCAACUUGGAAGUAAAUGUGCCAAUCCUAGCCAAUUAGAUAUGCUAAGAGCAAGAAAAGCAUUGGGUUAUCUAUACAUCAAUCCUGAACUAGAACUAAAGUUUGCAAAAGAUAAAGGUGAGCAAGACAAACAUUGCCAAAUUGAAAUUUUUGUGGACGCAUCAUAUGCACCAAUGCUGGACAAGAAAUCAGUAACUGGAUAUGCAAUUUUUGUCAACCAAGAUUUGCUUUCAUGGAGUACAAAAAAGCAGACUAAAGUUACCAAAAGUGCUUUUGAAUCAGAGCUUGUUGCAUUAAAUAGUGCUUUAACAGAAGCUGAGUUUAUAACAAAAUUGUUGAAAUCAUUGGGUUUAACUGUAGGUAAAAUAAAAGUGUGGGAAGAUAAUAAUGCAGUCAUUAGUACCUGCUAUCAAGACAAUUUAGGUCAUAAACAAAGAUCCAUCGAUAUAGACUUAAGAAUCAUACAAAAGAAAUUAGAUACUGGAGAAAUUGAGAUAAAUAGAAUUGACUCUAUUGACAAUAUAGCUGAUACCUUCACCAAACAAUUGGGGCAGUUGGGAUUCGACAAAAUGAAGGGAGCAUUAUUAAACAGGAAGGAAUAUAACUUCAGAGUGAAUGUUAAAUCAAACAAUGAUUGA